GUUUCGACCGCCGCCGGUUGUUAUUUUUUUCGAUUUCGGUAUUAUUAUUUUGAUUGUGAUUUUGAUUUUAUAUGAGAGCAUAAUACUCAUACCAGUCCAAAUUCUACAUUCGGCCAAUAUUAAGGCCUAAGGCUAAACCAAUAACUAUGUCAGAUACACAGUUUUCUUUAUCCUGGGAGCAACACAUGCAACAUAUAAAUUAUGGCCUAAAUAAAUAUUUAAAGACUGGAGAGUUUGUGGACAUGACACUAGCAGUAGAUGGCUACUUUGUAAAGGUUCACCAAAUGAUCCUGUCACUAGUCAGCCCAUACAUCAAAGACAUCAUCAAGUCAUUGAAAUGUACACAUCCUGUUAUAUUUUUGAAUAAUGUAUCCUACCAUACUUUAUGCUCAAUAUUGGACUAUGUGUAUAAAGGAGAAGUUCAAGUAUCCAAGGAACACCUGGAGGAUCUUAUCCAGGCCGGGAAGCAGCUGCAAAUCAAAGGACUCCAGGAAAUUAAUCAUUACACAAUGUCUUCAAACGUGCGAGCGAACGAAAAUGUGCCACCAAAUGAAAAUGUGCAACAAACACUUAACAAAAGCCCAAGAAUAAAGAAAGUCAAACAAGAUGUUUUAAAAGAAAACGAGCAGCAAGUAUAUGUCAUGGACACAGAAACAGACUAUGAUACAAAGUAUAACAAAGAUUAUGUAUUACAUGUACAAGACGAAACACAUUAUACAAAUACCACAGAGGAUGAGAAAAUCACUUGUAUAAGUGCACAGAGCCUCACCAAGGAAGAGUUUGACAAUGGAAACAAGAGCAUUAGUGCUCAAAAUAGCAAAGGCACAGCUACUCCAUACUUUACGACAUCAAAAAUGGGUUCGCUCCAGCUGGUAUUGGACAAAUACAUGUAUUAUCUGCGAUACACCAGCAAUAGCGCCUCACGCCACUCGCAGUGGAAAUGCCUCAACUACUCCAAUACUAAGUGCCCCGCGUUCGUCAUCACUAGACACGACCGGGUUAUACAAAGUGUAGCAACCCACUCUCAUCCAACGCACGAGUUGCAAAUAGCAAAGAAGAUCGGAUCAGGUGAACUGUAUUCAACUAUGAAGGGUGCCGAGGUCCAUGCGCAAACCAAGAAUGCAAGAAACUUGAUACAGAAUAAAAGAAAGUCAAGUCUACACCUACUAGCUACAUAGACAUUUGUUAUCAUAAAAUUAAAUUACAGGAUGCUAGGGACGCAUCACACACGUGUUUUGAUACGCUUUUCGAAUACUGUUUUCAGUAUGUCAAACUGAAUAAAGUAAUAAGUUGUUAACAAAAAUAUGCUGAGUCUCAGCCUUACCAUACUCCGUAGGUGCGCGAUGAUAUUAUUAAAACUAUUCUUUGGGAAGUAUCCCAAAUAGAAAAUUAUGAAAUAGUAAAAAUUUCAAAAAUUUUAAUUUUUAUACUUGGUAAUUUUUAUAGAGGAAGCCACAAAUAAGUGAAUAUGUAUUUUAUUCACUUGGUGAAAAAAAAUUGAUGACCUUGGGUAGCUCUUCAAUUUUUUAUCCUGCAAAACUGAGAGACCUUUAAACUUAAAUAUUUUGUUCAAAGAGAUAUAUAUUAAGCUUAAGUUCAAUAAAUAUACCUGUUUCAUAAUAAGGCUUCAAGAGAGCCUAUUUAUAAAACAGGGACCAGAA
Messenger RNA from Maniola jurtina (meadow brown), 1661 nucleotides. RefSeq names its product modifier of mdg4-like. The transcript is spliced from 7 exons. Gene Ontology annotation, cellular component: nucleus. Gene Ontology annotation, molecular function: protein binding. Bases 147 to 1178 code for a protein of 343 amino acids. Gene Ontology annotation, biological process: regulation of transcription by RNA polymerase II. NCBI's taxonomy places the organism in Eukaryota, Metazoa, Arthropoda, Insecta, Lepidoptera, Nymphalidae. The record is from RefSeq and is a predicted model, not a curated record.